Messenger RNA from Cottoperca gobio, 1581 nucleotides. RefSeq names its product YEATS domain containing 4 (gene yeats4). The record is from RefSeq and is a predicted model, not a curated record. Bases 215 to 895 code for a protein of 226 amino acids. Lineage: Eukaryota; Metazoa; Chordata; Actinopteri; Perciformes; Bovichtidae. Gene Ontology annotation, biological process: regulation of DNA-templated transcription. The transcript is spliced from 7 exons.
CCUUAAUGUCUCCAUGUCGCGCUCCUACCGUACAACCUAACAUGUUACACUUGUCACUUCCGGCGCUUGUUUGGCUGGUUGUUUGAAAAUGAAAAACGCUAGCUGCAUAAAAGAUUACUUGUAAUGCCUAAAUGGCAGCUUUAUUAGAUGUGGAUACACGCUGACAGUCCUAUAGAGUGUACUACGACAUUAACUUCACUCUCUCCACCGUACUAUGUUCAAAAAGAUGACUGAAUUUGGUCCAGAUUCCGGGGGGCGAGUUAAGGGAGUUACCAUUGUGAAGCCUAUUGUGUUUGGGAACGUUGCCCGUUACUUUGGGAAAAAGAGAGAGGAGGAUGGACACACACAUCAGUGGUCUGUCUAUGUGAAGCCUUACAGAAAUGAGGAUAUGUCUGCUUAUGUGAAGAAGAUCCAGUUCAAGCUACAUGAGAGCUAUGGUAACCCACUGAGAGUGGUGACAAAGCCUCCAUAUGAGAUUACAGAGACGGGAUGGGGGGAGUUUGAGAUCAUCAUCAAGAUCUUCUUCAUUGAUCCCAAUGAGAGACCUGUGACUCUGUACCAUCUGUUGAAGCUGUUCCAGUCGGACUCCAGUGCCAUGCCUAAGAAGACAGUUGUCUCUGAAUUCUAUGAUGAAAUGAUCUUCCAGGAUCCUACAGCUAUGAUGCAGCAGCUACUCACCACAUCGAGACAACUCACGCUGGGAGCAUACAAGCAUGAGACAGAAUUCAGCGAGCUGGAGCAGAGGACCAAGGAGAAAAUGGAAGCAGCAAAGAGGAGAACCAGCCAGGAGAUCACAGACCUGAAAGACAAACUAAAGGCCAACAGAGAAAACAUCAACCACCUGAAGGCAGAGAUCAGGAAGCUGGGAGAGGACGGAGACCACAAGGAUCACUGAGAAAUGGACAAACACAUAAGUGAUUAAAAACAAGGCAUUGUUGUGACAUAUUUUAUGAUUACACUUUUGUUUUUUUUAUUUUACAUGGACACUCAAUCACAUUGCUCAGAGAUGACCUCAGAAUGAUUUCCUCAUAAUAUAUUUUUAACUGCAGCACUGGAAAAAUUAAAAUAAGAACGUGCUUGCUUGUGGCUGAAAUAAGGAUUUUGUUUCUUUAUAUACCUGUCAUUGUUGUCUUUUCUACCCAAACAUUACUGGAUCCACUGGCUGUGAGUUACAAUGACAUAAUAAAUGUCACUUUUUAUGUUUUUUUACAACAUUAAUCUUGUCCAGUCAUCUUGAUGUAAUUGAUCCCCAUAAAGUGAACUUAAGCAGAGGUCUAACCAGCCAAAACCAUUAAGCAUCCCCUUCGUAUUCACACCUACCCGAUGAGAUGUCCAUGUUUGUGUAAACAGUUUUGAAUGUGAAUAGCUUAUUUGUUGUUUUACUAAUAGUUAGCUUUUCGAUACAAAGCAAACGUGUUUUCAGGAUUGUUUGUAUACAUUUCUUCUGGUUUAACCAUUUGUGUUUGAUGAGGGUCUAUUCUUAAAACAUGAUCAACAUGUUCUGACACCUUCAAUAAAGCAAAACAGGUUAAACCCUGACCUUUCACGGCAAGUGGAGCAGAGUUUCUCCUGCUUCUCGAA